Molecule: messenger RNA, 1722 nt
Organism: Drechmeria coniospora
Lineage: Eukaryota; Fungi; Ascomycota; Sordariomycetes; Hypocreales; Ophiocordycipitaceae
Product: dolichyl glycosyltransferase
Exons: 4
Coding region: 1-1722 (573 amino acids)
Biological process (GO): protein N-linked glycosylation
Cellular component (GO): endoplasmic reticulum membrane
Molecular function (GO): dolichyl pyrophosphate Glc1Man9GlcNAc2 alpha-1,3-glucosyltransferase activity
Source: RefSeq, a predicted model, not a curated record
AUGGCCGAAUCAUACCCGACCCUGACACAGUGUGCCGUCGUCAGCACCGCCUUCAAGGUGCUGCUCUUCCCCGCAUACAAAUCCACCGACUUCGAGGUCCAUCGGAACUGGCUCGCCAUCACCCACAGCCUCCCCGUGUCCGAGUGGUACUACGAGAAGACGUCGGAAUGGACGCUCGACUACCCGCCCUUCUUCGCCUACUUCGAGUGGCUCCUCGCCCUCGUCGGCCGCCUCGUCGACCCGGCCAUGGUGCGAAUCUACAGCCUGCACCACGAUAGCUGGCAGACGGUGUACUUUCAGCGGACGACGGUCAUCCUGACGGAGCUGCUGCUGGCCUACGGGCUGCAAGCCUUCAUAGACUCGACGCCGACGCCUUCUAGACGCGCCGCCCAGGUGGCUGCCCUCUCCAUCUUCCUGUCGCCGGGCCUCCUGAUCAUCGACCACAUUCACUUCCAAUACAAUGGCUUUAUGUACGGCAUCCUGGUCGUGUCCUUGGUCCUCGCCCGAUGCAGCUCGACCCUCCUCCGGAGCGGGCUGGUCUUUGCGGCGCUGCUGUGCUUUAAGCACAUCCAUCUCUACCUCGCGCCCGCCUAUUUCGUCUUCCUUCUGCGCAGAUACUGCCUCUCGGCCCAGUCGAUUUUCCGCAUCCGGCCUCUCAACUGCAUCAAGCUCGGCGGCGGCAUCGGUGCCAUAUUCGCCGCGGCCUUUGGUCCCUUUGCCGCCAUGGGGCAGAUGCCGCAGCUCCUGAGUCGCCUGUUUCCCUUCUCGCGAGGCCUCUGCCACGCGUACUGGGCGCCCAACAUUUGGGCGCUCUACUCGCUCGCCGAUCGGGUCUUGAUAUACCUCGCGCCGAGGCUGGGCCUCGCCGUGAAGUCGGCGGCGCUGCGGAGCGUCACCCGCGGCCUCGUGGGCGACACGGCGUUUGCGGUGCUUCCCGAAAUCACGCCCAGGCUCUGCUUCGGAUUGACGCUGCUCUUCCAAUGCCUGCCCCUCGUGAAGCUGUUCGUCGAGCCCACCUGGGACAACUUUGUCGGCGCCAUCACCCUGUGCGGCUACGCCUCGUUUCUCUUUGGCUGGCACGUGCACGAAAAGGCCAUCCUGCUGGUCAUGAUACCCUUCAGCCUGAUUGCCCUCAAGGACAGGCGACACCUCGGCGCGUUCCGCCCCCUCGCCGUCGCCGGCCACGUGUCCCUCUUUCCCCUCGUCUUCACGCCGGCCGAGUUUCCCGUCAAGACGAUAUACACCGUGUUCUGGCUCGUCUUGUUCCUGUCGGCCUUUGACCGGCUUGCGCCCGCGUCGAGCAAGCCGCGGUUUUUCCUGCUCGACCGCUUCAGCACGCUGUACAUUGCCGUGAGCGUCCCGCUCAUCGCCUACACUUCCCUCCUUCAUCAGGUGGUGUUUGGGAAGAGUUACGAAUUCUUGCCGCUCAUGUUGACGAGCUCGUACACGGCGAUAGGCGUCGUCGGGAGCUGGCUCGGAUUCAUGGCGUCGUCGGGAGCUGGCUCGGAUUCAUGGUGGCUUAUUUUACAUGCUGUACAGUACGUCAGGGACGGCGGUGUCGCUGCUGUAGCAUUUCCUGCCAUGUCCGAAAAUGCCUUUCGUAGCAUUUCUUCAUCAAGGCAUGAUCAGAUACUGAUGGGCUCACGAUCGGUCUUGGCCAUGAUUCUUCUGUGUGCGAAUCCUGAGCGUAGGCACUGGCUUUGGGGGUUGAUUGCUGAUUGA